AUGGCAGAUACAGUGGAGGGAUUUCCAGCAAGAAAGGAUGGACAAGGGAAGAUUCAGAAAGUGUUUAGCCGCAUAGAUUCGCUUCAGUUGGAGGCUGGAAGAGUCUCCAACCUGUCCAACAAUGACCAACAAAAGAAAGCAAAUUGGGGAAGGCAUUUGAUCUUGGCAUUCCAGUGCGUUGGAGUUGUGUAUGGAGACGUCGGUACAUCUCCACUCUAUGUGUAUAACACUGUGUUCCCAACCACAGGCAGCCUCAGUAACACACAAGACUUACUUGGAGUCUUGUCUCUCAUCUAUUACACUCUCACACUUAUAACCUUGAUUAAAUAUUGUUUUAUAGUCUUAUAUGCCAACGACAAUGGUGAUGGGGGAACUUUCGCGGUUUAUUCCAAGAUAUGCCGCUACGUUAAGGUGAGUUUAAUUCCAAAUUAUCAGAAAGAAGAUGCAACACUGUCCAACUAUAGCGUAGACGUCCCUUCCUGGAAUACAAAGAGAGCUCAGUAUAUAAAAGAGAUAAUGGAGCAUAGCCGAGUAGUUCGUGUUGCACUGUUCAUGUGUGCUAUUGUUGGUACUUCCAUGGUGAUGGCAGAUGGUGUUAUUACUCCAGUAACUUCAGUGCUUUCUGCAGUGGGUGGAAUCCUGGUACCAGUGCCAACACGUAGUCAAGGUGUUGUUGUUGGAGUUUCUAUAGUGAUCUUGAUCCUUCUUUUUCUAUUUCAACAAUUUGGAACCGACAAAGUUGGUUUUACAUUUUCACCUAUAAUCCUCCUAUGGUUUGCUUUCAUUGGUGGCAUCGGUCUCUACAACCUGAUCAAAUAUGAUUAUACUGUUUUACGUGCUGUCAAUCCAUACUACAUCUAUGAUUAUUUCAGAAGAAAUGGCUUGGCUGCAUAUUAUUCUCUUGGAGGGGUUGUUUUGUGCAUCACAGGAACGGAAGCAAUGUUUGCAGACUUGGGUCACUUCAGUGUCCCAGCCAUUCAAAUUAGUUUCACCGGAGUUGUGUAUCCUGCAUUACUAUUGGCUUACAGUGGGCAAGCUUCAUACCUCACUAAAUAUCCCGGAAAUGUCACAACUUCUUUCUAUUCCAGUAUUCCUACUCCAUUAUUCUGGCCACAAUUUGUCAUAUCAGUUUUAGCAGCUAUUAUUGCAAGCCAAGCUAUGAUAUCUGCAUCAUUCGCAAUCAUAUCUCAAUCCCAAAGUCUGGGAUGCUUCCCAAGGAUUAAGGUGGUUCACACUUCAAAGAAAUAUGAAGGGCAGGUUUACAUCCCUGAGGUUAACUAUGCACUCAUGGUCACUACCGUCGCUCUAACAGCCAUCUUCCAAAAUACAGUAGCAAUCAACAAUGCAUAUGGUAUUUGUGUGGUUACUGUGAUGAUAAUCACAACAUCUUUGGUUAGCCUUAUAAUGCUUGUCAUAUGGAAGAUAUCCAUUAUAUGGAUCAGCCUCUUCUUCGUGAUUUUCGGUUCAAUAGAGCUAUUCUAUCUAUCCUCUGCAGUAACUAAGUUUGUACAAGGCGGAUGGAUUCCACUGGCAUUUGCUGUAAUUCUUGUGACCAUUAUGUGGACAUGGCAUUACGUUCACACUCAGAGAUACAAGUUCGAGCUGGAAAACAAAGUCUCCAGUGAUUAUAUAAGAGAUAUAGUUGCAGACCCAAAUAUAAAUAGGGUCCCAGGAAUAGGACUUCUAUGUUCUGAUCUUGUCCAAGGUAUCCCACCCAUAUUUUCCCAUUACAUUUCAAACAUACCAUCCAUCCAUUCAGUUCUAGUGUUUCUCUCGGUAAAGCAAAUCCCAGUGAGUACAGUAGCAUUGGAGGUACGUUUUCUAUUCCGUCAGGUUGAGCCCAGGGAGUCUCAGAUGUUCCGUUGUGUUGUUCGGUAUGGCUAUAAGGAUGUCGUCGUUAAACCGGAGGAUUUCGAGGAAGAGCUUGUUAAGAACUUGAAAGAAUUUGUUCGAAAUGAAAAUUUUAUGCACAAUGAGGAAUUAUUGAACUCUUCUGGCCAAUUCAGUGGAUCAAUUGUUAGUGCUGAAGAUGAGACACAGUUCAUUGACAAAGCAAUGGAGAAUGGGGUGGUGUACCUCUUGGGUGAACCAGAAGUGAUUACAACACCUAAUUCCUCUUUCUUCAAAAGGUUCAUUGUCAAUUAUGCUUAUAGCUUCUUGAGGAGGAACUUCAGGCAAGCAAAGGACUUGAUGUUCAUCCCCCCGACUAGAAUUCUCAAGGUCGGAAUGGUAUAUGAGAUAUGA
Molecule: messenger RNA, 2244 nt
Organism: Macadamia integrifolia
Lineage: Eukaryota; Viridiplantae; Streptophyta; Magnoliopsida; Proteales; Proteaceae
Product: potassium transporter 5-like
Exons: 9
Coding region: 1-2244 (747 amino acids)
Biological process (GO): potassium ion transmembrane transport
Cellular component (GO): membrane
Molecular function (GO): potassium ion transmembrane transporter activity
Source: RefSeq, a predicted model, not a curated record